CUAGGAAUGAGGCUAAUAUAAGUAGAUUUUUCAGAUUGUUUCCGUUAAUCGGAAAAGAAACAGAAGGUUUGGAUAAGUAUUCCAAAUUUGUCUGUGGUAUUAUUGCUGGAAAGAGUCAAGCAAACUUGGCAGAAAUUGCGAUUGGGCCUAAUUUUUAUGGAUACGCACUUCUCAAGUUAUACGAAAAUAUCGCUACAAUUAUCAGUCAACAUCAGCCAGUAGUUAAGACACAUUAUGGACCUGGAAAGAUGAUCAGAGUAAUAGAAAGACUUCAAGAAGAAUGUGAUAAACAAAGUCGAAUAAUAUUGGAUACUUUUUACGAUGAAAAACAAGUUCAUCGGAAGGUAUCUGAUAUUAAAAUGUAUAAUGCCGCCCCUAAAAAACCUCUUGGUCCUCAACGUCCUGGACAAUCGAGAGAAGUCGACAGUACACCAGAUCCUAGGGAACUCGAUGUUGUGUUAAAUGAGUUGGCCAUGAUUAGUGCAAGGACUCAUCUUUAUUAUCGAUUUAUGGAAGCUAGUGCAAGGUCGGAGAUCGAAGAAAUGGGAGAAAAUAAAGAAAAUAACACUUUGGCAGAGAAAGAUGCGAAUAAUUAUGACCCAAUAGAGAUAAUAAAAAACAGCGGUCUGGCAAAACAGGCAAAGUCCUUGAUGGCAGAUUUCCUUGUCAUGGAGGAGUAUUUCUUCAGGAAAGCUAUUGAAAAGGCCAUGAAAAUUGACAAGUAUGAAGAAGGGAGCGUCAUAUCAAGUUGUGUCGGAGAUGUUUUCUACAUUCUCAAGGAAUGCCUAAUUCGAGUGGUUUCUACAUCAGAUAUUGAAUGUUUGACGUCCAUGGUGAAUUUGGUCA
Molecule: messenger RNA, 846 nt
Organism: Acaulospora morrowiae
Lineage: Eukaryota; Fungi; Glomeromycota; Glomeromycetes; Diversisporales; Acaulosporaceae
Source: the annotation of a GenBank genome assembly